Messenger RNA from Lepisosteus oculatus (spotted gar), 968 nucleotides. The record is from RefSeq and is a predicted model, not a curated record. Lineage: Eukaryota; Metazoa; Chordata; Actinopteri; Semionotiformes; Lepisosteidae.
UCUCUCUCUCAGUGCAGUGAUGGCAGUCUCUAUCUCUCGUGACCUCUCAGUGACGCUGACAGACAGCAGUAAUGACAAGCUGGCAGACAGACAGUGGCUGGUGAAGGAGAGUAUAGCGAGAGGAGAGCCCAAGGCCCUCGGGGUGUCGGAGGUGAUGGUGGGGGUGCUCGUGAUCUGCUUCGCUGCCCCCCUCAUGGCCGGCGAUGUGACAGAGGUGCUGAACUUCGGCGUGCCCUGGUGGAGUGGGGUCAUGUUCAUCGUUUCAGGAGCUGUGGCUAUAGUGACGGAGAAGCACACUACUCUCUUGGCUGUGCAAGUGUGCCUGGCUGCCACCGCCCUGGCCGCGGUCGUGUCCCUGGUGGCCGUGAUCAUCUACUUCGUGGAUCUGUUCAGCAACCCGGAGACGGGCUGCACAUCCGACUCCGAGGAGACGGGAGACUGCAAUGGUCACCAGCAGUUCGCCACGGCCUUCUCUCGGGGAGUGAAGUCUUCUCUCCUGGUGUUCACGGUGGUUCAGACUGUCAUCAGCUUCUUCCUCAGCAUCUUCCUCUUCCGAGAGAAGAAGAAGUUCACCCCCUACACGGCUCUGAACCUGAGCGCCCCACCGACUCCCACGACAACCGGAUUCCCAGUUAUGAACUGAGCAGGGAGAGGAGGGAUGCUAUUCCGGGACGCGUUACUCUGAAUUGUACACAGCAGCCCCAGUACGGAUCUAAUCUCUCUACGUGUCUAUCCCUCCAUCCAUACACGUGCCUAUCAAACUGCCCAUUCAUUCAUCCUCUCUUUGAAGGGUCUGAGGAGAUUUCUGUCUCCAUCCCACUCAUGCCCCUCUCCCUGGGGACCAGCUGUGUCUCAGAGCCGUCCAGUUUGUGUCCCAGUAUUGUCAUACUCUGUACUCAGUGUAUACAAUCUGUCAUUAUUCUGUAUACUCUAUUUCAUAUGUUUCAAUAAACUUGAUUAAUCGUCAA